Molecule: messenger RNA, 1869 nt
Organism: Xylona heveae TC161
Lineage: Eukaryota; Fungi; Ascomycota; Xylonomycetes; Xylonales; Xylonaceae
Product: apoptosis-inducing factor 1
Exons: 1
Coding region: 489-1649 (386 amino acids)
Cellular component (GO): cytoplasm
Molecular function (GO): flavin adenine dinucleotide binding; electron-transferring-flavoprotein dehydrogenase activity
Source: RefSeq, a predicted model, not a curated record
ACCUCAGUCAGUACGGUGUACAAAAGUAAGGUAGUCGGGUGACUAAUUGCGCCGCGUGUAUUACACAGCGCUGAGAUAAUGAUUUCACAUGGUGUAUGAAAGCAUGAAGCAUGGCGUUAUGGUUGGGGUUAGUACGUACCUUAGAAAUGAUACUACCUUAGGUAGUAGCAAGGACGGAGAAUACUAGGUAGUAAUGACGGAAACUGUGGGGAGUGGGGGACUUGGGAAGGGAAGAAAAAAAAAAGAAAGGGUAUAUAUAUAUGCGUGUGGAAUGUCCCUUUUGGAAAAGAAGGAAAGGGUUGGUUUGGAUAUGAAGGGUUGAAAGGAAAUACUUAUCUACUUACCUGCCUGCCUGCUUGCCUAGACCUACCUUGUUAUAUUCACUACCAAGAACCCAAGGUACAAAGGUAAAUAGUGAACGGGGCCUGCAGCUAUAUAAGACAUAUCAGUGUAUCACUUGGACGAAAGAACAGAUAUCGAACCUCGCUAUGACAGGAGGCAAAACGAUAGUCAUCAUCGGCGGAUCGUUCGCCGGCAUUGGCACCGCCCACGGGAUCCUCAAAGCAGCCCCCGGCAGCAGAGUCGUGCUCAUCAACCCGUCGGACAAAUUCUACUUCAACAUCGCGGCGCCUCGGCUUCUUGUGCACCCCGAUGCUCUGGACAUCGACGCCGUGCUGCUGCCCAUUGCAGAGAAAUUCGCAAAAUACGACAAAGGCGCCUUUGAACUGGUAGUCGGAUUAGCAACCUCCAUUGACGAACACGCCAAGGCAGUCCAAGUCUCGCUAUCAGAUUCCCAGACCACCCGGACCAUCUCGUAUGACUAUCUAGUCAUCGCCUCGGGCAGCACCACGGCGGGCACAGUCAGCGAAGUCCCAAUCCCGUUCAAAGAGACUGGCACAAAUGAUCUCAAGGAGCGCAUUCAAAAGGCUCAACGCAUGAUUGCCAAGGCCCAGAGCAUCUUAAUCGCCGGUGCUGGUCCCGUGGGUGUCGAAACGGCAGGGGAACUUGCAGAUGGCGAUGGCAAAGGCGGCGGGAAAAGGAAGAUAAGCCUGGUGUCUCGCACUCCACACGUACUGCCCAUGCUCAAAGAAGGCGCGGGCAUUGCUGCUGAAAAGGCCUUGAGCAAGGCUGGCGUGGAACUCUUGCUCUCGACAUCCGUCGAGUCUGCGCGCUUCAACAAGUCCUCGAACAAGUGGAUCAUCACUCUGGCAGAUGGCCACACGCGUGAAGUCGACUUGUACAUCUCCGCGGCGGGCACCUUGCCGAAUAGCAGCUUUGUGCCGAAGCAGUACCUUUCGUCCGACGGUUGGGUCAAAGUCGACGAGACCAUGCAUGCGGUGACGGAUAGUCAUACACCGUCGACUUCCAUUUACGCGCUUGGAGAUAUCACGAUUCAUCCGGCAAGAUUGUCGUUCAAAGCCGCGGGCCAAGUGCCGAUCGUGGUGGCCAAUUUAAAGGCAGAUAUUGAUGGUCUCGCCGGCAAGAAGAAGGAGUAUAGGCCAUCGUCCACAAUCAUGAUGGCGGUCCCAAUUGGAAAGAAUGGAGGUGUCGGCCAGUUGGGAAGCUUUCUCAUGUGGAGCUUCUUCGUCUGGUUCAUGAAGGGAAGAGAUUAUUUCGUGUCGAAAGCGCCAAGUUUUGUUUCGGGGUAGAUUGAACUGGGGGGAUUUGUGUUUGCUUUGACUGGAUGGUUUACGAACUCGUUGUGUAAGCUGCAUGGCUGAUGAUUUGCGUUAUAUUUUUAUAUUGUUGAUAUCCUGGCAAGGCCGCAUGGCAUUGACUAAUUACUGGAGAGCUGACUUCUUUCUGAGUUGUGGUUUUUGCUCAAUUAGUACAUUUACAUUCUUCUGCUGGUUUACAUUAAUACAUUCU